Molecule: messenger RNA, 6100 nt
Organism: Hemibagrus wyckioides
Lineage: Eukaryota; Metazoa; Chordata; Actinopteri; Siluriformes; Bagridae
Exons: 10
Coding region: 464-3580 (1038 amino acids)
Biological process (GO): establishment or maintenance of cell polarity; centrosome cycle; regulation of cellular localization
Cellular component (GO): nucleus; apical plasma membrane; cell cortex
Molecular function (GO): protein kinase C binding
Source: RefSeq, a predicted model, not a curated record
UUUCCAGUGCUGGUCAUGCCUGUCUCCUGAGCAACACAGGAAUCCUAACACAUGUGGAUCUUUAAGAGACAGACUCAGUCCCACGCACACCCUAGCUCACGGAGGAGGAAAGUAGACAGGGCUAGCAAGGGAGAACAGUCAGGAGGCUAAAGUCAUGUUCUUAAGAAGUGGGAGUGUUCAGAGAAAACUCAGAGAACACGUUCUUCUCACUUGAGCCAUCUCCAGAACAGCUGGAACUGGGCUGAACAAGAAAACCAGAGAAACAGAAACAGAAAGAACAAAAAGGGGAAAGCUACUUAAGACGCAGACUUAAAACAGAAAUUGGAUUGACAUUACUGUUUAGAUGUGAAUAUGUGGCAUGUUUGUUAACUGACUUUCAGAUGGUUGUCAGCAUAAAAUGGGCUUCAUACGUCAACAGGGAGAAUGAGGUUCUAUAACGCUCACCUGACUCUCUGAAUGGGCCAUGGAGUAUGUGAUUGUGCCUGAGGAGAGCAAUGCUAUGGUUGGUAACUCCCACCCGAUGGUCAGAUCAGACCAGGAAUGUGAAUCCCAACCUCCACUGAGGCCCACCAAUGUGCUCAGAUCUGUCAUUUCCUCUACUCUGAGCUCCCACACCCAGCUACACCAACAUGCUUCUGCAGAUUCAGUCCCGCAGUCCAAAGUGAAGGCUCGCUCAGAACGCAAAGCAAUCUGGAAACAGCCUUUUAAAAAGAAAGAAGACAAGAGACUGGUACCUGGUUUCCACAUGUCAGCAUUCUCUCACACAGGUAUCUGGGGAUUCAGCAGCAGUGAUGAGGACAUGGAAGCUCGUAGUGAGGAUUUAGCCAUCCACAUAGGUGAAGAUAAAAGUACUGUCACAUCUAUAGGACAUAGAGAAGCAGUAUUUCUGGAGAGCCUCACAGAUGACAUAUCCAGUGCCAAACAAGAUAAACCAUGGACUCCACCUGAGGAUUUUUGGAGAAUUGCCAAGCAAGAACCAUUGAUAUCUAAUUGUGGUGAUGUUCCUGGAAGAGAGGAAUCUAAAAGUGGGGUCAUACCCAGGCACACGGUGAUGAGGACAGAUCCCAGCAUUCAGGGAGAGAUUAAACAUUCAGACAGUGCAGAGAGUCAUCCUCAGGGCUGCAGGCCAGGUGACUUAGGCCUGGCAGGGGCAACAGGAAGUGAACUGUGGCGUACUGAAAGUCUAGAGAGCAUCUGUAGCAGUGGUAUUUCUCUCUCACUAGCAGAGAGAGUGGAGAUAAACCGAACAAUCCUCAGACAGAGGCUUCAGAAAACCCAAAAGAAGAGCAGCGAGGGGCAACAGGCUACAAUAAAUGAUCAGAGGAUGGAGAAUACACAUAGCAGAGGUGGGUUGAAUGACAGUGACUGGGAUUCUGGAAUUUCUCUACAAGACAGCGAACAAAGUCAGAGGCCCUUUGUCUCGGGCGCCGAGUUGCCGCUCAGUCCUCGCCAUAAACAGGCCAAACAAUUGCUGGAGCGUGCUCGCAUGAAAGCCCGCUCGAACCCGCUGAAAGCUGACCACACCAUCCUACCCGUCCAGAGGGACAAGCCGGAGCUGCGUUCCUGGGUCGGAGCACCUGUGCAGCAGGCUCCUCUUGCGGGUACGGAACGGGUGGCGGUUGGCUCGGGAAACCUCAGUGACUCCUCCAGCAGUGACUCAACUGGAGGCUCUCGUCGCCAUCGUACGCAUGGGCAGUCUCCGACACGUGUGCGUUUUCAAGAUGAGUCAGAAAAAGAUGCUGAAGUGCGGUACUUGGAGCGGCAGCGCAGACGAGCUGGAGAGAGGGCGCAGGGAUUGCUGGUUGCCAAACCUAGUUUGGCGACAUAUAUUAAAAGCCAAAGACCUGAGGACACAUUCAAAAGCAGGAGGAGUCAGGAGAACUUACAUGACGCUAAUAUUUACGGACCUGAGACUAUAAGUCAACAGUGCAACUCUUGUGGAACAAUAUUGAAUGGAGAUUUUUCAGAUUCCCGAUUCUUUCAAAAGCAGUCGUUGCCUGCUAAUGGAGAAACUGAGGGCAGGAUGGUACCAUGCUGGGUUGCACCAACGUUGCCUAACCGCCUGGUGCGAAUAGAGCAGAUUAAAGAGACUUACAUAGGGGCCAUGAGCCCUGCCAUUGUGGAGAGCGAUGGCACACACUGUAGAGCCUCAGGCAGUGUGGUUAAUGGUAGAGGGACUCUACAGAAGCAGAAGAGAAAAUGUCGUAAAAGGGAUGGCAGUCCCGAGAUGCUGAAGGCCACUGCUGCCAAUGGACUCAGAACAUCAGGAUCACCAAGCAUUUCCAAUAAUACACCUGAGUCUAAUGGAAAUGUAGGUCUACCCCCAAACCCAUAUGCCCUAGAGUCACUAGAGCUAAAGGUAGAAGGUAAAACUUGUAUGAAUCUUGCUAACUUUGAAGACUGCGUGCCUUCAGCAGCCUCCAGAGAAGUGCCUGGAGCUCAGUCAGUUCCCAGGCUCUCUCAGCCUGUUGCACCACCUCUCCAGUCCAAAAAAUCUGCACUGAAUUUGGAGAGUCCCAGGGGCCAGCGAAUCAUGCCUUCUCAACACCAUCAUCUCACGCACAUAGCCACUGUACAGGAGGGUGGGGACCAGUCAGAUUUGGAGGGUAUUCCACAAGGAAAUUCUGAUCCUCCAAAAACCACAGUAAUAUCUAAAAACUCCAUGCUGGAGGAACUAGCAGGUAGCAACAGUGAACAGGGCCAGAGAACCAUACCAGCAGGCCAGCAUGGUUCCCAACAAGCAGGUUUGGCACAGGACCGAAUCAGAGUGGAGGUAGCAGCUAGCACUGCCAAAACAUCUGUGAACAAUGGACAUGUUGAAGGACCUAUCAGGGCAGAGGAGCAAAGGGAGGACAGACCAAGACCUUCACUAAACUUGACCCCAGAUGCUGAACAAAGGGAGGGUAAAGCUCAGCAGGCCCUGCGUCGCUUCUUUUCAGCCAUGGGUCUUAGUGCAAGAGGGCGGCUUGGUAAGGGUCACUCCAACAGCAUGGAACAGCUCAGCCCGCCACUCAAACCCAGAACAAACUCCUCAGAGUCCUCUGGCCACCCAUUAAAGAAAGCACCAUCGCUCCAGAACCUGCGUCUGGUGUCUCCCUUCUCUCAGCUGAAGAAAUCCUCCUCAGUACAGAAUCUCCAGUCUCCCAAGAGGAAGCCUGAGCGCUCUAAUGUGUAUACACCAGGGGAACAGCCCUGCAGCCCCGCCCUCUCCAGGGGUCUCCAGCGUGCACUGAGUGUAGAGGAUGUGGGCAGCCCCAGUGCCAUGCGAUCAGUGGGUAGAGUUGCUCAGGCGUUUCCUGAUGGGACGUUUCUUUUAGAGCUUAACCGGCCUCCAGACAGACCCUUCGGCUUCCUCAUCUCCCGUGGGAAAGGCAGACCAGACUCAGGUGUGUAUGUGGAGGACAUGGGAGACACCAGUACUAAGAAGCUGUAUGCCGGACUGCUGGGAGUGGGUGAUGAAAUCCUGGAGGUGAAUGGGGAAAAGGUAGCAGGGCUGAGUUUGGAAUUGGUCACCCAACUGAUGGUCCAGAAUGAUAUGGUGUCCAUCCGUGUGCUGCGGCAACGACCACCUCACCGCUAACACCACAGAUUAAGUUACAGUAGCCAGGACAUGGUGUGUGUACUGAUCUGCUGGAUUUGAUCAUGAACACCCGUGUUCUGACUCUGUUCUUUAAUCGGUAGAUUGAGCUUUACUGCUGACAACAUGCUUGAAUGAAUUCUGUGGCUAGGCUGUGGCUUGUGUACUUACUAGAAACGACAAAGGAAGUUUUUUUUUAGCAGUAACAAAACAGAUAAUGCCAUUUUCCUCUUUUUUGACUGCAUUUUGAGGAAGUGCACAAACCUUUGCCUCCAAUAUUACUGCACGUCUCCAGGAACGGUAAUUUUUUCUCUCAGUGGAUUUCACUUCUUUCUACUUGUCUUUCCAGUUUUUUUUCCCAAUCUUAUCCUCAAAGACAAACCAUUUCCCAAUGCGUCUCAAUAUUUAUAACUUAACUGCACCAAAACAAAGUAAGGUAUUAAAUAAUGCUAGCUGAUUACUGUUACACCAAGGGAUUGUAUUUGGGGUUGAUAAAUGUAAAUAGCUACCUAGCAAGCUAGCUUGAUACUUCCUAUCACUCUACAAAAUGAAGUAUUAAAUAAAUGAAAGUAUUAUGUUAAACAUAAAACAUGUAGCACAGAAAACAUUCUUGUGUCAAGGAAGUACCAGGUAAAAAUAAAAUCAUACAAAAGUUAAGAGGCGGUCAUUAGUGAUCUGAUCUCUUUGACUCAGUAUUGGAAAAGUUCAAUAACACAAAUUUGGCUAUUGUUAUUGGAUAUUGUUACUAUAUCUUAUGGGAUUGUAUCUGACAAACCUUUGACACAUAACAGACUGAAUGGUCACUUGGAUAAGAAAGGGGCCUGCAGUAAAGCUAGGCUGAUGUUAGCUACAUCCUGUGAGGCUAGCAUACACAGAGGCAUAGAAAACAAAAUUGAUUGAGCUCUUGAGUAGCACAAUUGAACAGUUUGGGAGUUUGCAUGUCAUCAAUCCAACAGUCAAUUUCAGUGGCAAGGCAUUUAAUUCAAGCACUCAACACAUCCAAGUGUUCAGUUCCUCAGAUGUGUUGGGUGCUGGAGUUGAAAAUGUCAGUUCAUUGUGUGUCCUUGGGGAUUAAAUUGGGAACCAAGAAUUGUAAAUUGACUAUUUACACAAGAGAAUUCUUAUUUCAGCCAUGCAACGAACAUCUUAUGGUAUAAAUCCUGAAUCAGAUUCCUCACUGUCUGUUAUUCAUUAAAACAGUAAAGCAAACAGGAUCUCUCUUAAAGCUUCCAGGUUUAUUCUAGAUCCACAUCGUUGCUCUGAAAUUCACACCCACGUUAACAAGUGAAAUCAAACCUCAUGACUUUUGUGCAAUGAGAUACUACAGGUUAUGGGUUGUUUUUCCUUACUUGAAAAUAUUUGCCAAAAAAAUGUCGUUGUUUUUUUAAUGCUUACAAUCUCACACUCCGGGCUUAAGGAGCAUGUUUUCAAUUUCUCAAACUAUAUCCUUUCAGUCUACACAGGAUUUCUCAUGAUAGUAUCAUGCUUCUUUUCCUCAGAACAAAAAUUCAGGAAUUGGUAAAGCAGUAAAGGCUGGAAUGAACUCAACCAUAAAUUAGGGGUUUGCAUUGUAGGUGUUUGAACCGUGGAUAAAAACAGUGAGGCAGACUGUAAUGAAAGUAGCUAAAUGUAGUCUGAAGUAGAUGAAACCAGUUCAGUCAACUGCAAAAAACUACUCUGGGAAGUUUUUGUAAAUGUUCUUUUGCUUUAAUGGGCCACUUCGAUUUCAGUUUGCAUGAAAAGGAGCGGUAUGUGCUUGACUGUUUUUUUAUCCCAUUCGUGCCUGUGCCUAAAUGAAAUCCUCCAGCAGUUAGUUACUUUAAAGCUGAAUAACUCUUGCACUCUGGCAGAGUGAAUUCCUGUCACCAGUGCUGUGUGAAAGAGUGCUUUUAAAGCACAUCACUAUCCAAUCCCACGUAGCAUGUUUAGAGUCAGAUCAGCAGCACAUGCCAGUGCAAGGAGACUUAUCCAGGCUCGCUUUUGAAGACCUGAGUUGAACAUGGUAGAAAAGCCUUCCAGACACACUGUGGUAGAUUUAUUUACUUUUAUCCUGGAUAAGUUUUUGCUGUGGAAAAGUCUACUACUUUUUUAAUUACUGGUUGAUUUGUCAAAAUUUGUCAUCAUGCAGCCCAGACCAUAAAUAUACCUAUGGUACUCAAGUCGAAAAAUAAAGGCUCCCAUUGUUCGCUUAGAACAAUUCGAGUGCAUAGUUGUUCGUUUCUCAUUUUUCAUUUGUUGCUGACAUGCACAGUGCUCACAAUGCCUGCACAAUGCAAAACGAAAUACCAAAAAAGUAUUAUAUCACUUACUUUGACUUCAGAACCGGAGCACAAACACAAAUGUUCUGAAUGCAAUAUGAAAAGAGGAAGCUGAAACACGGCUGCAAUACUAACUCCAGACUGCAUAGUAAAUUAUUUAGAUGCUUCUUUCAGUAUUAUGACACAUGCACCAUGAAUUAAUGGCUGAGUUUCAUUGUGUUUUCUUUUGUGUAUUUAUAUUUACUGUCUCAUAAAAUAAAAUUAA